Molecule: messenger RNA, 465 nt
Organism: Oikopleura dioica
Lineage: Eukaryota; Metazoa; Chordata; Appendicularia; Copelata; Oikopleuridae
Source: the annotation of a GenBank genome assembly
AUGAAGCUUUUGAAUAUUUUUAUCGGCACCAGUUUGGCCCUGUACACGACUCCUCAACUUUCGAACCAGACUGAACAAGUUUCGAACCAGGUUCCUCAGGAGUCGAACCAGACGCCUCAAGUUUCGAAUCAAAAGCCACAGGUUUCGGAUCAGAUCCCUCAAGUUUCGAACCAAGAGCCGCAGAUUUCGAACCAAACUGAGCAAGUCUCAAACCAAGCUCCGCAAGAAUCGAACCAGCUCCCCCAGGUCUCGAACCAGACGCCACAAGUUUCGAACCAAGAGCCACAAAUCUCGAACCAAACUGAGCAGAUCUCCAACCAGGUUCCUCAGGAGUCGAACCAGGUUCCGCAAACUUCGAACCAAGUCGCCCAAGUUUCGAACCAGAAGCCCCAAGAAUCGAACCAAACUCCACAAGAUCCGAACCAGCUUCCAGAGCUUUCUGAUAAUUCUACUGUUAUUUACUGA